UCCAGAAUAAAUACAGAAUGAAUUUCGCAGUAGUAAUCCAAUCUACAGAGCUAUAUAACACCUAGCAAGGAUAUAGUACAGCUUUAUUUGAGGUUGUAAUCGAUUUUACGAGUCCUUGUUCAGAGGAACUGUUAAACAUCAACUAAACUUCACAGGUGGCUAAAACAAAGGGACAAUACGUUUUGUGAAGGAGCAAUGUGUUUAGCGGCUAUUAGUGAGCCAGCAUUGAGACUUAGCUUUGGUUUAACACAAUGGUAAAAUCAACGCGGGCUAUGUUCAAGGAGCAAUGUGAAUUCUAUUCGGAGAAGAUUUUUUCAGCAGCAAAAUGGUAAUCAACGAUAGAAAAUUAGUUUUAUGUUUUUUACAUCAUGUUUACAGAUUUCGUGAGGAUCAUGUUAAGUAGUUGCCGUAGGAACUAUAAAACAUCACGACUGUUAGUACUGACUUUACUAUCCCAAACGUUCAGCCGAUACAUACAUCUUGAGAUUCCUCAGCUGAGAUGUUGUUUGUUUUUGCGACAUCCUUCUUCUUUGUGGCUGCUGCUCAAGGUUGUCAAGACAAACAGUCGUAUUGUGCGAGUUACGCGCUCAUUGGCUCCUGCAUGAAACCCGACUUCUACAGUCAGUGUCAACUCUCUUGUGGUGCUUGCGUUUGUACAGAUGCACUGAAGAAGGAUGAGUGUGUGAUGUUGAGAGAUCAGGGAAAAUGUCUCAGUAAUUAUCAGGAAAUGGAAAGAAACUGCAAGGCAACAUGUGGGUUCUGCGGAUGCAGAGAUGAAAGCAGUUACAACUGUGCUACAAAAGCAGCGGCAGGGCAAUGCAUUACUGACAAAUUAAUGGUUACCAAAUGUCCUCUCUCCUGCAAAUUAUGUGGAGAUUGUGGAGAUAACACAUUACAGUGUGUGCAAUGGGCAGCACAAGGAAACUGUGCCACUGAGACCAACAAGAUGAUUACCCACUGCCCUGGGUCCUGUGGUAUUUGUGAGUGUGCAGAUGGUCCAGGAAUGGAAGGAGAAUGUGCAAGAAGGGCUGCGCUGGGAGAAUGUGAAUCCAACAUAUCUUACACCUACACGCACUGUGCUGCAACAUGCAACCUGUGCCCUUUCAGAGGGAAGAUUCCAAUGGAUCCACGAACUGAACGAUCAACAAGCAACCCUAGAAAUGUCGAGAUAGAGAUAGAAAUGUCCAAAACGCUAAUAUGCUAAACAGGUUCAGGUUGAGCUUUAACAGGGAGACAGCUCGGGAGGUGGUGGUAGCAGUGACAGUGACAGUGGCAGUGAAGGUGGCGAAGAGGAAGAAGAAGAAGAGGAGAAUGUAAUUUAAGGAUAUUAUUGCUAAUCAGAAUUCAGAAACAUUUCUGUGGGAUGGACAUUGUUAUUAGGAAUCGCGUCAGUAUGGCUAUUU
Bolinopsis microptera is the source of this 1403-nucleotide messenger RNA. RefSeq lists its product as uncharacterized. NCBI's taxonomy places the organism in Eukaryota, Metazoa, Ctenophora, Tentaculata, Lobata, Bolinopsidae. The transcript has 8 exons. The record is from RefSeq and is a predicted model, not a curated record. Bases 500 to 1204 code for a protein of 234 amino acids.